Molecule: messenger RNA, 1570 nt
Organism: Cyprinus carpio (common carp)
Lineage: Eukaryota; Metazoa; Chordata; Actinopteri; Cypriniformes; Cyprinidae
Product: m-AAA protease-interacting protein 1, mitochondrial-like
Biological process (GO): inner mitochondrial membrane organization; protein insertion into mitochondrial inner membrane from matrix
Cellular component (GO): mitochondrial inner membrane
Molecular function (GO): ribosome binding
Source: RefSeq, a predicted model, not a curated record
ACCCGAGAACUCCUCAGACUAAUUCAGUCAAUUGAUUCAUUUAAGUGAACCGACUCAUUCGUGAAUAAAUUGGACAUAGCUACUAGACACGUGUUUAACGUAUUCUGUUCACAUCAGCACACAUAGUAUACAUUUAAUUAAGAAUUUAAAAAAGUCUGCUUUGUCUGAAAAAUGCUGAUAUAGUGUUAACAUCUGUUAUAUGUAUGUGGAACUAUUGUCUCUUUAGUAUGUUGUCAGUCGGAUUUCAAUAACAGUUGGGCCACUGAGGAUGAUGGGAGAAAGAUGGCGCUGCCCUUACUGAGGUGCUACAGCUGUAACAGGCCCGUUUCGAUUCUGAUUCGGUACUUUACAUCGAAGUCGUUUUUAGCGAAUCAGUCCAGACGACUCGCGCCCGUGUCGCCUGCAGUGUGUGAUGCUCGCCAGUACAGCUCUGAGCGCGGGAGACACGAACAGAACCAGAAGGUUGUGGUUGUUGGGAUCCCGAACCCCUUCAUCUGGUUCCGAACCCGCAUCUACUUCUUUCUCAUCCGAGCUUACUUCGACAAAGAGUUCAGCAUUGAGGAGUUCACGGAAGGAGCCAAACAGGCUUUCUCGCACGUAUCAAGAUUACUGUCUCAGUGUCAGUUUGAGGCUCUUGAGGGAUUGGUAGCUAAAGAUCUAAUAGGGAAACUACAGGAAAAAUGCGCUCAAUUGCCUUUGAGCCACCAGAGGGCGCUGUCAGCUGAGUCCGAUGAGAUCAUGUACACAACAACAGGAGACGUGGGCAUUUACUAUGAUGAUAACGGGAGGAAAUAUGUAAGUAUUUUGAUGCGUUUUUGGUACUUGACGAGUGCCAGACUUCCAGAUGAGAGUGUGGAGGGAGCGAGGAUAUUCCAGGUUGUCAUUGGUGGAGAAGGAGAGAAACCAGAGACCAAGAGAUUGCUGACAGCCAAUUAUGAAUUCCAAAGGGAGUUUACCCAAGGUGUGAUUCCAGACUGGAUCAUCACAAGAAUAGAGCACUCAAAACUUCUUGACUAAGUGUGUUUAACUUGCAGAAGAUAGAUUUUUUUUUCUUUUUUCAUGCUUUUUUUGUUUAAUAUUGCUCAACAUGCCGAAACAUGUAGGCGAGAUUCACCAUGGGCAAUAGAAAGAUAUAAAUGUUGACUUCCUGUGUGCUUCCGUAUAUUGAUCUAUUGAUAUAUAUCUCACCGAUCUCACAUUAAUAACUUUUACAUUAAUAUGUUUGUAAUUUAUGGUUGGCUCAUGAUUGAUCAGUUUGAUCUAUAAAAAAAUGGUGCUGUGUUUUUAAACUUUGUAUGAAGAGUUUAGGGGUCAGGUUGACUGCACAUUGCAAAAACUGUGCAACUGGACUGUAAAACUAUACAAGAGAAACCAGGGGCAUUGGUAUCUUAAUACCUUUAGUAUUGAAGCCAUAAAGUCUGCUGCCUGGAGACUUUGAAAGACAGGUUCAUACAGAAUAAUGAACUGACCAGUCAGUUCUGUCACGGUUUUAUCAAAACUUCCAUUUCAUGUAAAAUAUUUUAGUGCAAAAAAACAACAACAACAUGAAUAAAUUGUGAUAGAAAACCAA